GAACAGGAUAAGGCGUCUCAAUUAAAAAAAAAGAUGGGGAAUAUUAAAAGAAUUUUUGCUCUCAUAAUAACCUUAUUCGUGAUAUCUGCGUUUUCAAGAUCAACUUUUUCUGAGCAAUUAAAACAUAAACGACAAAACAAAGAUAAUGGCCUUUUUACACCUUAUAUUCCUUUGGAGCCAACGCCUAAUCCUAUAACAAGAAGUUACGAAGUUGAAUUGUCCCAAAUAAAUUUAGCUCCAGAUGGUUUUACGAAAACAAUUUUUGCAAUCAAUGGUCAAUAUCCCGGUACUGUCAUUCAUGCUAAUAAAGGUGAUAGAAUUCAAGUUACAGUAAAAAAUAAUAUUGGUGAACCGUCAGUUAUCCAUUGGCAUGGAAUGUUUCAGAGAGGAACUAAUUGCAUUCACGAUCCCAAUGACCCUUACCGUAAAGAUUAUGAUUUUGAAUACAUUAUAACGAUGUCGGAUUGGUAUCAUCAACGUGUAUCAGAUAUGUUGGCAAUAAGAAUGUCUCCAAAUUAUGGCGGUCGUAAUCCUAUUCCGGAUUCUGGUCUCAUAAGUGGUGCCGGUCGUUAUAAUUGUUCUGCUGCUCCACCUGGUAGCGAAUGUCGGGAAAACAAUCCACUUGCUGAAUACAAAGUUACACCCGGUAAAAAAUAUAGACUUCGUUUAAUAAAUACAAGCGGAUUGUCCCACUUUAUGUUUUCGAUCGAUAAUCAUCCUUUAAAGAUUAUUGAAGCAGAUGGAGAAUAUUCGAAGCCAGUAAUAGUAAAUAAAUUGCCUGUAGCCAUUGGUCAAAGAUAUUCUGUCAUUAUUGAUGCUAACCAAAAAGUUGAUAAUUACUGGAUGCGUGCGACGAUUGAUGAUAGAUGCCUUCUAAUUAAUAACCAAACAGUAAAUUUCGAUUCAGCGAUAAAUUAUAAUGUUACAGGAAUUUUAAAAUAUGAUGGUGCAGGAUUAGGUUAUCCAACAUCCACUGAAUAUCCCGACCAACUUGAACCUUGUCUUAGUAUUGAUCCAAAUCUUUUGAAAACACUCGAACCUCAACAAAUUCCUGGACCUGCAACAAAUAAAAUUCAAUUAGUCGUAACUUUUAGAGAUGACGAUCAGAAUGUUACACGUGCUUUUAUAAAUAAUUCUUCGUUUGUUGUUGACGAUAAUAAUCCAACAUUAGAAAAAUUUGUUUCUGAUGACGUGCCGUUAGAUCAAUUUCCUGCUAAUCAAAAUAUAUAUGCUUAUGAUCAACUGGGUGGAACUAUUGACAUAGCUUAUAUAAAUAAUAAUAGUGCGAUUCAUCCAAUCCAUAUGCACGGACAUAAUUUCUAUGUACUUGGUACAGGAUCAGGAAUAGUAGUUGAUGAAAGCAAGUUGAAUUUAGUGGAUCCUUUCCCUCGCGAUACAUUUGUAGUGAACUCAACCAGUUGGUCCGUAUUUCGAUACAAAGCUGAUAAUCCCGGUGUCUGGUCUAUACAUUGUCAUAUUGAGUGGCAUGUUGAAAUGGGUAUGAUCGCGCAACUUAUUGAGUUACCAACGGAACUAUCAAAAGUCACAAUACCAGAAUCUGUUAGUAAUUUAUGUAAACAACAAGACAAUUCCAAUUCAAAGAGAUCCAAAUUCUCAAGAAGGAAUAGACUAUUUAAUACUGAUAUGAAAAGAAUAAAAGUAUAGUAAAAAAGAAUAAUAGAAUAAUGAGAAAUCAUUAAUUAUUAUUAAUAAUUUUAUUUUAAAAGAGACUUUAUUUAAAAAGACUUUGAAUCAAACAUUUUUUUAAUUUUUUGAGAAAAAAAAAAAAAGACAUUUAUUUCACUUUCACCACUACUCUCACUACUCUCAAGAAAAA
Messenger RNA from Rhizophagus irregularis DAOM 181602=DAOM 197198, 1837 nucleotides. The record is from RefSeq and is a predicted model, not a curated record. NCBI's taxonomy places the organism in Eukaryota, Fungi, Glomeromycota, Glomeromycetes, Glomerales, Glomeraceae.